AUGGGUGGCAAAGGUGGCGGAGGUGGUGGCAAGGGAGGCGGCGGUGGUGGCAAGGGAGGCGGCUGUGGAAAAGGUAGUGGUGGUGGAAAUUCAAGCGGCGGCGGUGGUUCAUAUAUGAAGGCCCCUGGUGGGGAUGGAAGUUACAUAUCAAGAGGAGUAUUUGAGAGCAAUCCUCAGGCAUACUUCAGUGGUCUGCAUGGUGCAUCACAGCCAAACAAGUAG
Molecule: messenger RNA, 222 nt
Organism: Vigna radiata var. radiata (mung bean)
Lineage: Eukaryota; Viridiplantae; Streptophyta; Magnoliopsida; Fabales; Fabaceae
Product: glycine-rich cell wall structural protein 2-like
Exons: 1
Coding region: 1-222 (73 amino acids)
Source: RefSeq, a predicted model, not a curated record